AAGUUACCAAUAGGAUGUUGAGUACAUGACCUGACACCCUUUCGCAGGGCGAUGAGAAGCUCUUCACUAGCAGCAACAGUCUGAAUCUCUGCACACGACUUGGGUCAUCCAAGGAAGGACUAAUUGGAUUGGGAGUAGAAUUCUCACCACCUGUCAUCUCAUCUGUACAAACUCUUCGCCUAGAGUAAACUUGCCCAAAUAAACGAUUGCACUUCUCUUCUGCCUCAAUGGAACACUCUCCAUUUUUCUCCUGUUCAUGCACCUCACUAGAUGGACCAUUUUUCUCCUGUUCAUGCACCUCACUAGAUGGACCAACGGAGUCACGCCUGUAGUCCAAAAAAUCUGUAAACUGAAUUUCCUGACUCGGAGAAUACUCUUCCCGUGACAUAGAGUACUCCCCCUGAAGAGGAUUCUCACCAAAAUAGGAAACAUGUUCAAGGAAAGUGACAUCUUUGGUAACAUAGGCCCGACCAGUGGAAGGGUCUCGACACUUGUACCCUUUUUGAGUGGGAGAAUACCCUAAAAAAAUGCCCUUAAUAGAUCUUGGAUCAAGCUUUUUAAUGUGAGGACUAUGAUUGUGAAUAAAGCAAACACAACCAAAAACUCUGAGUGGAAGAGAGAAAGGUUCACGAGUCCCCGAUAACAGAGAGUGAGGCGUCUUCCCAUUCAACACACGACUAGGCAACCGGUUUAUAAGAUACGCACUGGUCAGCACAGCAUCCCCCCAAUACUUUUUUGGAACAUGACGUUGAAAAAGAAGAGCCCGAGUCAUAUUCAAUAACUGACGAUUUUUUUGUUCAGCAACUCCAUUUUGAGGAGGGGUAUAACUACAAGAAGUCUCAUGAACAAUUCCCUUUUUUCGAAAGAAGCUAUCAACAGACUGGCACAUAUACUCUCGAGCAUUGUCAGAUCGAAAUGUCUUAACAGAUGCUCCAUAUUGAGUUUCCACAUAAGCAAUGAAAGUCUCUAUGACAGUAGGAACUUCACUACGGUCUUUCAGCAAGUAGAUAAUAGUGUUACGAGAAUAAUCAUCUAUAAAUGUGAUAAAAUAUUGAAACCCAUGACAAGAAGGAAUCCCUGCAGGCCCCCACACAUCAGAAUGAAUCAUGGCAAAUACCUCAUUAGACCGAUGGCUAGACAAAGGGUAUGAAGCCCUAACAUGUUUGGCCAGGUGACAGACAUCACAAGACACCAUAGUCAUAUCUAACCUGGAACAUAUAUCAGGAAACAACUGUCUAAGAAGGCCAAAAGGCAAGUGUCCAAGGUGCUCAUGCCACCGUAGAAGCAACUGAAGGGAGUCCUCUCUAUUCUUCGUGGCUUGGCUGACUGCCGUCAUGAGAGCAUGAGCAGCACGCAUAGGUAAACGAUAGAGCCCGUCAGAAGCUAGACCAAUCCCAAUCCUCUUCCCUGUCACCAAGUCCUGCAUAACAUAGCGAUCAGCGGAAAAUAUAAGUUCGCAAUUUAACUCAUUCGUGAUCUUGCUAACCGACAAGAGAUUCAAGGGAAUAUGAGGAACAUGUAGAGCAUUGUGGACUAAGAACUUGUUCAAAAGUGGGAGACUCCCUUUUCCAGCCACAGAGAUAGAUGAACCAUCGGCAAGGGAAACACGAUCCUUUCCUGAUGAAAGCUUAUACCCAUGAAAGACCUUAGGAUCGCCGGUCAUGUGGUGAGUAGCGCCACUGUCAAUGAUCCACUCUUCCAUACGGCAAUCCGCCAUAACGUCUAUAGAUGAAGAAGCUGCCAUAAUCACAGAUAGUCCAACAGGAGGCACGAGCAGCGAUACAACAAGAGAGGCACCGAUGACAACGGAGAGCACCAACGGGCAGUAAUAUCCGGAUUCCCAAUCAGCCCCAAGAGUGAGCGGAAUGUCGAUUGGGGGAAACGAUCGUCGAUGUCGCUCGACGGAAACGGUGCCUUCUCUCUCUCGGGCUGCAAUCUCCCACAGGUAGAGGUUGCGCCACACGUUCUCCUUGUUGGAAUCAAGAUCCAAGAGGCAAAACCCAACAAAUAUCAAGGUAUAGAAGUGAAUAGGAAAUCAACUUCGAGACGAGGAAAGCCUUCACUCGUAAGACCAAUUUAACCCCGGUCUUUUGUAAGGAAAGGGGGAUGCGAUCGCCGGAGCGCCGGCGGACGUUGAGGCAAUCCUCAAGUUACGCUCCUCUCCUCCUUUACGUCCUCUACCAAGUCACGGACCAGCCACCUCUUCUUGCACGGUGGGCGCCAAAAAAAAAACAAGAAGAUGGAAUCAAAGAUCAACCAAGCAAUAUAUUGCAGGUAAGAGGCAGAUGCACUUCACCGGAUUUGCAAAAGACCCCUAGGAAGUGACGUGUAUAGGGGGAGGCAAGCCUAGGAAGCGCCUAAGCACGCAUAUCUUCUUUCUUCUCCGGGAAGCAAGACUACGGCGCGAAAGGCAGUGGCGCAAGGGACAACGGUGACGGCGACGGUCAACAACGCAAGAGCGACUGCGAUGGCGAUGGCGCAAAGGGUGACACCGGCGGCGGCGGAAACAGCGACGGUGGUAUUGGGUACAGCGGCGGCGGUGGCAGUGGCAGCGGCGGCGGCGGCGACUGUAGUGGUGGCGAUGGUAGCGGUGAGAGAUAUUAGGGUUGGAACUUCACAACCCCUAAAAGUUUCCCAAAUUCGUCGGCUUUGAUACCAUGUAGAAACACGAACAAGAAGAGGAAGAGAAACAACGAUCACGAUGUAACGUGGAAAACCCUCAACAAGAGGGAAAAAACCACGAAUGAGGAGGAGCCGGUGCCCACUAGCCGCCAGACUCUCUCUCUCCUUAGUCUUUCAUUCACACCAUAAGGAUUAGGGUUACACGACUUAAAUAAUGCCCAACAAGGGCUACAAGUUGGAUCGGAUACGGAUCCGGACCCGGUCCCGAGACCCAUCUAACAUACUUCAACAGUUCGAAUUAUGAAAUCUGGUCCAGGGUAUUUAUGAUGUCUGUGGCUGGUCAUAGAAAGAAAUAUAUUAUUGAAGAAGAUGAACCCCUUGAGAAAAAAGGGAAAUAUGCUGCGUGGGAUGAAGAUAAUAACAAUGUAAUGGCAUGGAUUAUGAACAGUAUAGAGUUCUGUAUAGCUCCAACAAUUGCAUACUACACCAAAGCUAAAGAUAUGUGGUCUUGCCUAAAGAAGACGUAUUCUCAUGCUACUAAUGUUAUUAAAAUUUUACAAUUGGAAGAGGAGCUUUGUAACAUAUGACAAGGAGAUCAAGAUCUGUCACAGUAUUUUGCUACAUUGACGACUGCAUAUGAACUAUUAAAAGCUCUUCGCCCACCUUGCAAGCACUGUUAUGCAUCACAUUUUGAAAUUGGUAUGGUAGCAAAGUUUCUUUCUGGGUUAUCUUUGGAGUAUUUUGUGGCGAAGUCUCAAAUUCUCACAGGCAGUGACCUCCCAGACUUAGCAAAUACUUAUGUAGUCACUCUUACUGAGCUUAUGCAUGACACCCCAGUCUCUGCACUUGUGAUGUCAGGAGGACGUAGCCAUAGUUCUUUUGUUGAAACUAGGGGAUGUGGGAGAUUUCAGUGCUCUUAUUGUGGUAAAUUAGGACAUCUAGAGGACUGAUGUUGGGACAAGCAUCCUCAUCUCCGUUCUGUUGGUCCACCAGGACGUGGUGGAGGGAGAACGAGUACAGGAAAAGGGUCUUCUUCUUCUACUGCAACUUCCUCACAGGCUACAACUUCUAUGGUUGAGUCUCCUACCUGUUCUCCAUCGUAUUCACUCAACUUAAGUAAGGAAGAAUAUGAGCUGGUUCUAGCUCAGAGGUCUACCCCUGCUUCGACCAACACAGCUGCAAUAGGUUCGACUUUCUCUGUUAGUGCCCCUACCAGUGACCCAGGUAUGAUAUGGAUGAUUGACUCAGGAGCAUCCAAGCAUUGUUGUAAUCAGCCACAGAUGUUUUAAUCGUUCACCAGGUUCACUAUACCACAACACGUUACGUUGGCUGAUGGCAAGUUGUCCCCUAUCUUGGGCAGCGGUGAUAUCUACCUCACACCUUUUGGCACAAUUACACAUGUGCUAUAUGCUCCUCGAUUUCCUGUUAAACUGCUAUCUGUUAAGCAAUUGGCUAGAGAUUUACAGUGCAGAGUCAUUUUUUAUCCUGGUUCAUGUUCUUUUCAGGACUUACAAAUUGGGAAGAUGAUUGGUAGCGGCCAUGAACGCGAGAGGCUCUAUUUCCUUUCUGUCCCUGUAGAUGUUGCUGCAUCCUUUUUCACAUCGAAGCCUUUUCCUUUGCAGUGGCAUCUCAGACUGGGUCAUCCACUGUGUCCAAGCUUCGUCGCAUCUUUCCAGAUAUUUUUGCAUCGAGUCUUUCUUAUGUGAUGCGUGCCAGUUAGGCAAACAUACACGUAGUAGUUUCCCUUCGAGUCAGAGUCCAUCGAGUCAAAGUCCGUUUGAUCUUCUUCAUGUUGAUGUUUGGGGUCCAAGUAAAGUUUCCUUUCGUUCAUGUUUCUGGUAUUACCUUGUUCUAGUUGAUGAUUUCACUAGAGUCAGUUGGGUAUUUUUGUUACGGGACAGGUCUAAAGUCAUUUGUAUCCUUUAGAAAUUUGUCAAUAAAAUAAAAACUCAGUUUGGUGUUAUUGUAAAAAAUGUUCGCACUGAUGAUGCUCUUGAAUUUAAAUCUUCAGUUCUACUUCAGUUUUAUGCCAAUCAUGGGAUUCGACCACAAUAUACAUGUCCCCACACAUCCGAACAAAAUGGUGUUGCUGAAUGCAAACAUCGACAACUUCUAAAUGUGGCCCGCACCCUCAUGUUGCAUAUUCAUAUGCCUGCCUACUUUUGGGGUGAUGCCAUUCUUACCGCUUGCUACCUCACCAAUAGAUUGCCCUCGUUUGCCAUCCAAGAACGCAUCCCCAUUCAAAUACUAUAUCCAGAUCGACCAUUAUUUCAUAUACAUCCCAAAGUAUUUGGAUGCAAUUGCUUUGCAUAUAUCUUGGGCCCAAACAAAAACAAACUUACUGCCCAAGUUGUCAAAUGUGUGUUCAUUGGAUAUUCUGCUAAUCAAAAAGGCUAUCGUUGCUUUGAUCCCCAUAACAAGAAAGAGAUUGUCAGUGCGGAUGUUACAUUCUUUGAGUCUCGUCCUUGUUUUUUUGCUCCAAGUACCACUAUUUCUGAGCUUCCUGUGUCUGUUCCUCUUCCUAUUCCACCAGUAUCACUUGAGUCUAUUCCUUCCUCUCAACCACUGUUAGGUGAUCGUUUUCUUGAUCCUCCAUUAGUCUGUACUCGGCGUCAAGGUCUCUCUUCAAACCGCCCACCAGAAUCUCAUGAGGUAAGUUCCUAUGGUAAGAUUGACUCAGGAAGGAAUGAUGACUAUUAUGCAGAUGAUCUACCUAUUGCUAUUCGCAAGGGCCAACGACAAUGCACAAGGCAUCCGAUUUCUAACUCGGUUUCUAUGGACCAUUUGAGCACAAGUUUGGUGCAGUUUGAUCGAGCUAUGACUAGUCACACUAUUCUGACCUCUCACCACCAAGUGUUAUUAGAUUCACGAUGGAAGCAUGCUAUGCAGGACGAAAUGGAUGCUCUUCUUUCUAGGGAGACUUGGGACUUGGUGGACCCACCGAUGAAUUGUGAUGUUGUUGCUCCAAAUGGGUAUUCACCAUCAAAUAUCAUUCUGAUGGGUCCGUAGAGCGAUUCAAAGCCCGUCUUGUUGCUAAAGGCUAUACACAGACUUAUGGGGUAGACUUUUUUGAGACGUUUUCGCCUGUGGCACGGCUAGGUACUAUUCACAUAGUUAUAUCUCUUGCAGUCUAGCAAGAUUGGCCUCUUUUUUAGCUUGAUGUGAAAAAUGCAUUUCUAUAUGGUGAUCUGUCUGAAACAGUCUAUAUACAACAACCACCUGGUUUUGAACGACAGGAGGAGUGUUCCAAGGUAUGCAAACUCAAAAAGGCUAUCUAUAGACUUUAACAAAGUCCCCGUGCAUGGUUCCAUAAGCUAAGUGAGGUUGUCUUUAAAUGUGGAUUUCAAAGAUCUCAGCUUGAUCACUCGUUAUUUAUCAAGAGAGGGACUUCUGGUAUAGUGAUAUUGAUUAUAUAUGUUGAUGAUAUUGUCCUGGAGAAAGUGCUCAAGAGAUAGCUCAGACAAAGGAGUUUCUACAGAAACACUUUGUCACAAAAGAUCUUGGUCAACUUCAUUAUUUCCUUGGUAUUGAAGUGGCUCAUAGUAGUAAAGGGAUUGUGUUGUCUCAAAGGAAAUAUGUUCUUGAUCUUCUGCAGAAAAAAAGGUUAUUGAGAGCCAAACCUGCUACACUUCCUAUGAAUCCUCAAAUUCAUAUGCACGAUGAUGAAUCAGAGGCUUUUGACUCUCGUUCUUACAGAUCUCUGAUAGGAAAACUUUUAUAUUUGAUCAUCACUCGUCCAGACAUCAACUUUGCUGUAAAUAAGCUUAGUCAAUUCAUGGAGAAACCUUGAAAAGUUCAUUGGGAGGCUGCUUUAAUGGUGAUAAAAUACUUGAAAUCGGCCCCCGAAAAGAGGUUAUGGUUCAAAAAAGGAGAAUGUGUGGACAUAGAAGCAUAUAGUGAUGCUGAUUAUGCAGGGUCAAUAAAUGACAGGAGAUCUACUACAGGUUUUUGCAUCUUUAUUGGCAGGAAUCUUAUUUCUUGAAGGAGCAAGAAACAAAAUGUGGUUGCUAGAUUGAGUGCCGAGUCUGAUUAUAGGGCAAUAGCUCAAACGGCUGCUGAAAUGUCAUGGGUCAAAUCAGUGCUUCUAGAAUUGGGAAUAUCAGUGAAACUUUUUAUGAAGAUGUAUUGUGAUAACAGAGCAACUACCUACAUUGUAAAUAACCAUGUUUUUCAUGAGAGGACGAAACACAUUGAAGUGGAUUGCCAUUAUGUUCGAGACUUGGUACAAGAAAGAGUCAUUAGCACAAUUCAUGUUUCCUCCGAAGAUCAAGCAACUGAUAUGUUUACUAAUACUCUUUCCAUUGGAGAUUUCUUGAGAUGAUGUAACAAGCUGAGCAUGAUUGAUAUCUAUGCUCCAGCUUGAGGGGGAGUGUUAAAGUUCUUUUUAGAGUCAGUUUGAGGCUUUCUGUAAUAUUAGAAAGUGGACUAGGGACUACUUAUUGUUUUCUUAUAUUUUAGUGGACUGAAAUUGUAAAUAUGUAGUCUUUACCCUAAUCUCUUUUAACCUGAGAUUAGGGUUACGUGAUCAAUAACAGAAACGACUCUCUCUCUCUGAUUACGACAACCUCCAAAUUGAGUGAUCUUUGGUUUGCACUCUAUAGACACAUGGAUCAUGCUGCCAAUGUUAUUUGUAUCGUACGAUACGGACGCGUAUCGUACGAUACGUAUCGUCCAUAUCAACAAAAAUGAUACGAUACGAGUUAUACGCACGAUACGCGUGCGUAUCGCACGCGUAUCGCCCGUACUGUGCGAUACGGUCACCGUAUCGUACGAUACUGGGUUAAAAUGAAAAAGGGGCACGACAGCCCCUUUUUUGCGUCUUCUUUUUAAAACUACGCUCCUCUCUCUCUCUUCUAUUGAUUCUAAACACUGCAAUAGACGUGGGAGGGAGAGAUUUUCUCCAUUUGCAUCAAGAUUUGCGGUGAAGAAGCUUUAUUUCUUGUUGUGGGGAGUCUCGGGACGGUGGGAAGCUUGGAGAAAGAGGGUUUUUUAGUUUCUAACACCAAGAAGGUGAGAAAUAACUCAUUUUUGCUGUUGAAUCAUUCAUUUCUCUUAUUUCCUACAUUUAUUUGUAUGUUUUUACUUGUUUUGUGAAUAUAUAAUGUCAGAUCCUGCAUGGCUGUGGUGUACAAGGGUGAAUCCCAAAGAUAGGUUAAGAAUUAAGUGCAAUUAUUGUAAGCAAAUCAUAUCAGGAGAGCUCUCUCGCUUUAAAAACCAUAUAGCUGGUACACACAACGAUGUGGCUGCUUGCAAUGGCUCCCAAGAGAACCCAUUGCCAGCGUAUGUAAAGCACCAGUGUAUGGAGCUUCUUAAUGCAGUGAAAGCAAAUAGGAUUGAAAAAGAAAUGCAAGAUGCAGAGGAAGGAUAUGGGGACCCACAUGCACAGGAAGAAAGUGAAGGUGAAGACGUUGACCUUGAAGAAGAACAUGUUGGUGUCAGUUUGGGAACAGCUAAAGGGAAAGACAUUAUGCAUACAGGUGGUUCUUCAAGUGCAACCAAAAAAAGAAGAGGUGUAAGUACAGGUUUACGAGGACGUGGCAGGAGUGGGGGUCGUACUGGUGUUGGUAGAGUACCUACUAUGAAGUCAAGUAAUAUGUCUGGUUCGAUCAAGAAUUUUUUUCCCAAUUAUACUGCUGUUGGUGCUCAGCCUGAGAUUCGUACGGCCAUGUGUUCAAAAGAUAUUAUUGAAGCAGCAGAUGAAACCAUAGGAAGGUGGUUCUAUGACGCAUCCAUUCCUUUCAAUGCAGCAAACUCUUUUCAUUUUCAGGCUAUAGCAGAUGCGAUUGCUACUGUAGGCCGAGGGUAUAAAAUCCCCUCUUUUCAUAAAUUGCGAGGUAAAAUUCUCUACAAUGUAGUUAGAGAUGUCAAGGCAUAUUGUGAUGAACUGAAAUUGAGCUGGAAAGCUACAGGAUGCAGUGUAAUGGCAGAUGGGUGGACAGACAUCAAGAACAGAACAUUGGUAAACUUCCUUGUAUAUUGCCCCCUUGGUACUAUGUUCUUAAAAUCUGUUGAUUUGUCUGAUACUCCUAUGACUACUGAUGUUUUGUUUGAGCUUUUUGAUAAAGCUAUACAAGAAGUUGGGCCUCAAAAUGUCGUGCAAUUUAUCACUGAUAAUGCAGUAAAUUAAAAAGCUGCAGGUGAAAUGUUAGCAGCACGAUAUAGGACAUUUUAUUGGAGUCCAUGUGCUGCUCACUGUGUAAAUCUUAUGCUUCACGAUCUUGGUGAAAGAGAUGAUAUGAAGUUGACACAGUUCAAAGAUGCCAAGAAAUCACGAAGUUUAUUUAUAAUCAUGUUUAUGUCUUGAAUUUGAUUAGGAAAUUCACAAAUGGGGCUGAAUUAAUUCAGACCUACACAAACACGGUUUGCUACAAAUGUUUUGACUGUGCAGGGUAUAGUCAAGCAAAGAACUCCUCUCAUGCAGAUGUUUUCAAGUGAUGAUUGGGCUGCAUAUCCACAUGCCUAUAAAAGAAAGACUACGACAGUUGUGGAUACCAUCUUCGAUGCUGACUUUUGGAAAUCAUGUGUGCACUUAUUGAAGAUUUGUGUACCUCUAGUAAAAGUCCUCAGAUUAGUUGAUAGUGAAGAUAGGCCUUCUAUUGGAUAUUUAUACGAGUCUAGUCUAUGGACAGAGCCAAAGAGGCCAUUAGAGAUAAUAUGAAGGGAAAAAAGAAGUUGUACAUGCCUAUAUGGUAGAUUAUAGAUGAAAGGUAGUCUGGACAACUUCAUCGUCCACUUCAUGCAGCAGCCUACUACCUAAAUCCUGCUAUUAUAUAUCUUCUCACUUUAAAGAAGGACAGAGAGGUCGAGUAUGGCAUGUUGGAUUGUGUUGAGGUAUUAGUAAGUGAUUAUAAAGAACAAGACACUAUCCAUAUGUCGAUCAACAAAUAUGAUACGGCUUCUGGUAGCAUGGGGAGAGACACAGCAAUUCGAUGCAGAUCAACUAUGCGUCCAGAUUUGUGGUGGAAAAGGUUUGGGCCUGAUUGCCCAGAAUUAAGGAAGCUUGCAAUUAGAAUCCUCAGCCAAACAUGUUGUGCAACUGGAUGUGAAAGAAAUUGGAGUGUAUUUCAGCACAUCCACAAUAAAAAGAGGAAUAGGUUGGAACAUAAAAGGUUAAUAUGAAGUUGAGACAAAGGCAAUUAGAAACAACAUCUACGAGGAAGCAUCACACUCAAUAUGAUCCUAUCAACAUUGACCAUUUUGAUAUAUUAGAUUCUUGGGUUGAAGAAGAACAAUCUGUAAUACUUGAUGACCUUGAGGACGAUCUUGAUUUUUUGAACCUUGAAGGAGUAGCAGAGAUUAUUGAAGGAGAGGCUGGAGAGCAAUGGAAUGUUGGUGACAUUCUAUUUCCAACAGAGGGGAUAGAAGCACUUAAUGAAGAAAAUGAAGAUGAUCAUGAAGAUGAUGAUGGAAAUGACGAUUGACGAGGAUUGUUGUUGUCAAAACUUGAAUUGAAUGAAUCAUGAUUGAUAACUAUAUGUUUUCACUUUUGAACUUAUGAAUUGUGAUGUAAUCGAAUUCUC
Molecule: messenger RNA, 10142 nt
Organism: Nymphaea colorata (pocket water lily)
Lineage: Eukaryota; Viridiplantae; Streptophyta; Magnoliopsida; Nymphaeales; Nymphaeaceae
Exons: 3
Coding region: 7724-8749 (341 amino acids)
Molecular function (GO): DNA binding
Source: RefSeq, a predicted model, not a curated record